Molecule: messenger RNA, 1527 nt
Organism: Alnus glutinosa
Lineage: Eukaryota; Viridiplantae; Streptophyta; Magnoliopsida; Fagales; Betulaceae
Product: ninja-family protein AFP3
Exons: 2
Coding region: 220-1362 (380 amino acids)
Biological process (GO): signal transduction; response to abscisic acid; negative regulation of DNA-templated transcription
Cellular component (GO): nucleus
Source: RefSeq, a predicted model, not a curated record
CCAAUUUCUUUUUUUUUUUUCUUUUUUUUUUUUUUUAAUUUCCUUUUUUUAACUUGAAUUUGUUCAUUAACAGCACAAAUAUUCGGAAUACGUUUCUGUUUUGAUAAUAAUCAUGGGUUUAGCUGAGCCGGAUCGUGGAGUUGCUAUCUUAAAGCUGCAAAGAGACAGUUGCUGAAGCGUAUGGUUUAGCUUUCUUAGCUUUUUUCUGUUUUGUGAAACAUGGGUGAAGCUAAUGAAGCUAGAAGCAAAGCAAUGGAAAAUCUUUCUCCGCGAAUAGACAAGUACCCAAGAGAUCUAUUGCAGAGAUUUGUGUGCAGCAGUACGCAGGAAUCCGAGCACGCGACACCCAGUGAAGUUUCAGAGGAGAUUGAGCUAAAUCUCGGGCUCUCACUGGGUGGUCGAUUCGGGGUAGACAGGAGCGCAAAGAAGCUAAUCCGGUCGUCGUCCGUAGCGGGAACAAUACCGGUGGUUCGAGACGACGAGUCGUUAACCCAGAGGCCUAUGUCGUACACGACACUCACGAGGACCUCCUCGCUUCCGACGGAGACAGAGGCGGCGUGGCGGAAGAGGAAGGAGUUACAGACAUUGCGGCGAAUGGUGGCGAAGCGAAGGCGGUGUGAGAAACAGAGAAGCUCCAAGGCAGAAAAAGAGGAAGAAAGGAAGGAAAUUCAAGGUCCAGCGGGAUUGAAUUUGCGAGAUAAGCAGCAGUUUGCAGUGGCCGAUAGGUUUGUUUCGAUGGUGGUGCCGCCUCUUGGUAUGCCCACUUUGGCUGCGGCGGAGAGGCAGGCGGUUCUGGGAGGAGUAGUCGAGGCGGUGGCGAAAGGGAAGUCUAGUUUCUUGGGAUUGCAGGGGUUUGGGCGACCGAGUUCUCAGGGGUCGGCGGAGUCGCAAGGCGGUAGCUCGACGGUGAUGUCGGAAUCGGAGAGUAAACCUCUUCAAGGAUCGGGCUGUUAUGGUGAAGCAAGAAGCCCUGCUAGUGAUCACUCCUUGCAAGAGCGAAUCAAUCAGGAGGCUUCAGUUUCUUCAGGAACAAAGAACAGUGAAAAUCCAUGCAGAACUUCGAGAGCGGAGAUGGAGAAUCUAUCAAAGAAACCCGAUCAUGCGGAAAAUAGAGGGAAGGAAAUUGGGAUGAAUGCAAUGGAAGAUAUGCCUUGUGUUUUCACAAAAGGAGAUGGUCCUAGUGGGAGAAGAAUAGAAGGCAUUCUAUACAGAUAUGGAAAGGGAGAGCAGGUGAGAAUAAUGUGUGUAUGCCAUGGAAGCUUUCACUCCCCAGCAGAGUUCGUCAAGCAUGCUGGUGGUGGUGAUGUCGCUCACCCACUUAAGCAUAUAGUUGUGAACCCUUCCUCUACUUCCUUUUUGUAACGUUGGGACCAAUACAAGACAAGAAAAUAUUUUUUUGUUUUUUUUUUUUUUGCUACCUUCUUCAAAGAGAACUUGUUCCAUAUUUACCUGCUGCUCAUGUUACUGAGAUUAUAAAUGCAGUCUUUUUUCACUCACGGGGGUGUUUUUUCCCCUCAUUUGUUUCAA